This is a messenger RNA of Symbiodinium natans, 2351 nucleotides long. NCBI's taxonomy places the organism in Eukaryota, Dinophyceae, Suessiales, Symbiodiniaceae. The record is from the annotation of a GenBank genome assembly.
GCGACGGCCCACCAGGUCACUUUGCCGCGAAGGGGUCUCCAGGUGAAGCUGGGGCUAGAAGCUUCUUUGCGACGAAAGGGGUGCCCGGCAAGGGACAGCAGGCGCAAGCGCAGCAAGACAGUGGUGUCGUGGCCGGCAAGUCUGGUACCAAAGGGCCGCGUGGCAAAGGCUCGGCUCAAGAUGCCGGCCACGUUCCCGAACCAGGCGACGGCCCACCAGGUCACUUUGCCGCGAAGGGGCCUCCAGGUGAAGCUGGGGCUAGAAGCUUCUUUGCGACGAAAGGGGCGCCUGGCAAGGGACAGGCGCAGGAUUCUGGCGCAGGUGUCGGGCCCGGCAAGUCCGGUGCGAAAGGGCAAAGUGGCAAAGGCUCCGCUCAAGAUGCCGGCCACGUUCCCGAACCAGGCGACGGCCCACCAGGUCACUUUGCCGCGAAGGGGCCUCCAGGUGAAGCUGGGGCCCGAAGCUUCUUUGCGACGAAGGGAGCUCCCGGGAAGGGGCAAGCGCAGGACAGCGGCAAGUCUUGGCCACAAGGAAAUCUUGGCCGGAGCCAACACGACCAGCAUCAAGUUCAAGUGCAAGAGGAAGAUUGGAAUGGGGAUCCGACAAGCGGAUCGGCGUCGCGUUCAGGGAGCGUCGAGUCCUAUACCGCAGUGUUGAGACGCUCGAAUGAGAACGAGAAGUGGGGCUUCUUGUGGGAUCGAGAGGCCUUGCAGGUCAGGGGCCGGCGUGUCGUUCGUGAAGGCAUUGCAGCGCCCAACAGCCCCUGGGCGAUGUGGAAUCAGCAGAACCCGAAAAAGGCUGCGCUCCCGGGCGAUGAGCUGAUUCAGGUCAACUCGGCAGCCCGAACGCCGGACGACAUCGCCAGCCAGCUGAAGGGUACGUUUGCCAUCUGCGAGUUCCACCGCGAGCCAACGCGUGCUCCGAAGGCUGCAGCGCAGGCCAUGUCGACGUUUUCUGGGAGGGCUACAGCGCAGCAGGGAGCCGUCGCGGCAGCGAAGGGUCCUUUGUCAGCUGCGGUUGCCAAAGCAAGUGGGUCCUUUGGAUCUCCUGCGGAGUCUCCAAGGGGGCCUGCGCCUGGAGUUGCCGGCCCUGGCCCAGGCCCCGCACCCUGCGCCAAGAGGCAGGGCGCCGUUGCAGCAGCGAAGGGUCCUUUGUCAGCUGCGGUUGCCAAAGCAAGUGGGUCCUUUGGAUCUCUUGCGGAGUCUCCAAGGGGGCCUGCGCCUGGAGUUGCCGGCCCUGGCCCAGGCCCUGCACCCUGCGCCAAGAGGCAGGGCGCCGUUGCAGCAGCGAAGGGUCCUUUGUCAGCUGCGGUUGCCAAAGCAAGUGGGUCCUUUGGAUCUCCUGCGGAGUCUCCAAGAGGGCCUGCGCCUGGAGUUGCCGGCCCUGGCCCAGGCCCCGCACCCUGCGCCAAGAGGCAGGCGAUUGAGGGCGCACCCACGCCGCCCGCACCUCCAGGGCCACCCGGGCCACCUGGGCCCCCAGGUGAGCCAGAGACAAGCCUGGCGGCAAUCGAAAGAAGGCUGUUCGCAGGCAAAGGUGGUCCCAUGGCCAUGACGCCCAAGUAUGGCAGCAGCCUCAACUACUUGGUGGCGACGGUGAUCGUGUUUGAUCAGACGGAGAAGCACGUCCAUGCACAAGUACUCCAAGCACGGCAAGCACCUCGCGCAGCACCUGCAUCUUGCCGGAAAUGGCAGCGCGAGUCGGAGGUAGCUGCAGUGACCAGCUCCGAGCUCACCGAGCGCGCGAAAUGGCACCACUGCUUGGCCCGGGCUUUUGAAGCUGGCAAGAACGCCGCUCCAUUUUUGUGGAUCACAGAUGCGACUCACAUGGACGCGUGUGUGUUGAGCGUGGAUCAGUUCCUCUACAAAGAUGGAGUGUAUGCUUUUUCUGCCGAACGCGUCGAGUCCGCCAAGACGGCGUGCUUUGAGAGGCUGAAGGUUUUGGUCCAGAAUGGCCAGUGCAGGAGGAUCAUAUGCACUUGUGGAUGCCCAGGCGCUGGCAAGAGCACCUGGAUAGCCGCACACGGCCGAGCAGAGUCGGCCGUGUUCUUUGAUGACUUGCUGUACACACCCAGACAUCGCAUGCAGUUCCUUGAGAACUUGAGCAAGUACGAGAUUGAGGAGAGAGACUUCGAAGCAGCGCUUGCUUCCAACUUGGCACGCUCAGCAGAUCGACAGGUGCCGCUUGAGGCCAUGCACAAGUAUCGCGACAGCUACAUCAGACCCGGUGAGGGCGAAGGAUUUUGCAGAGUGCGAGUUUUCAGAAAUUCGUAUGCAGACGAAACAGGGCUCGGAGGUUUCACCCUCGAGCUGGACUGGACGGAUCCGGAAGCGCCAUCUCAGGAGAGAGGA